ACCAAGGCGAAUAAAGCAGCAGCCAUGAGCCAUUAUGAAGUAUAGUGGUAGAAGAUGCAAAUACAAAGGAAAAGCAAGGGCUAAGAAACAAAGUCCCCUGUCCCUAUUAUGCCCAAAAAAUGUUGUAAUUAACGAACAGACAGAACCACAGGGCUCUCUCUUCUCUCUCUCAGUUUGGGAAACGUCGAACACCCUUAACCCAUACACCACCUCCGCACUUCUCUGGCUGAGAAACGAGAGGGUGCCCUCCCUUUAAAGUUCCCAUUUUUAUUUUUUUCAUUGCACCAAGAAAAAACCCUAUUUUCUUAAUCUAGAACUUUGUUUUCUCUGCUCUUUAAACUCGACUAACUCAGUCUUAUUCUUAAGCUACACCCACUUUUUUCUCUUAUCCUACACCCAUCUCUCCUUUUUCAUUUUGAGUAAUUUUUGACAUUAGCUAUGCGGUGUUAGUUUGGGGCAAAGUUUGGUUGCUUCAGAAAAACGUGAGAAUAUAGUUCUACCUAGAUGGCUUGGACUGAGAAAGAUGUAAAUGGGAGAGAGAGAAACAUGAUUACAGAAAAUGGUUUCUUAAAGGAACCACAGUCUUCUUCUGGUCCAAGUAUUUCAACAGCUGAUGUGACUCCACCACAAAAGGCAUUUGCAGAGAAAGAUGCUCUUUCCUAUGCUAACAUCCUUCGGUCCAGGAACAAGUUUGCUGAUGCGCUUGCCCUAUAUGACAGUGUCUUGGAGAAAGAUAGUAGGUGUGUUGAAGCCCACAUUGGAAAAGGGAUAUGCCUGCAGAUGCAGAACAUGGGAAGGCCUGCUUUUGAGAGCUUUGCUGAAGCCAUCAAGUUGGAUCCUCAGAAUGCUUGUGCUCUAACUCACUGUGGUAUACUGUACAAAGAUGAAGGUCGUCUGGUAGAUGCUGCUGAGUCUUAUCAAAAAGCUCUACGAGCAGAAUCUUCAUACAAACCGGCUGCAGAAUGCCUAGCCAUUGUUCUAACUGAUCUGGGAACUAGCUUAAAGCUUGCUGGCAAUACACAGGAGGGAAUUCAGAAGUACUAUGAAGCUCUAAAAAUAGAUCCGCACUAUGCUCCUGCAUACUAUAACCUUGGUGUUGUCUAUUCUGAGAUGAUGCAAUAUGACACAGCCCUUAGUUGCUAUGAGAAGGCUGCACUAGAGAGACCUAUGUAUGCUGAAGCAUAUUGCAACAUGGGUGUCAUUUAUAAAAACCGUGGUGACUUGGAAUCUGCCAUUGCCUGUUAUGAAAGGUGCCUAGCUGUGUCCCCUAACUUUGAGAUUGCCAAAAAUAAUAUGGCGAUUGCCUUAACAGAUUUGGGAACAAAGUUUGCAGGAUACUAUUUUGUUGAAAAUUGGCCUGUUCAACACUCGAGGACUCUGUGUGAUCUGUCUGUUCAGGUUAAGUUGGAGGGAGACAUUAACCAAGGUGUGGCAUAUUAUAAGAAGGCUUUGUAUUAUAAUUGGCACUAUGCAGAUGCUAUGUAUAAUCUUGGGGUUGCUUAUGGUGAAAUGCUGAAGUUUGAUAUGGCAAUUGUGUUCUAUGAACUUGCUUUCCACUUGAACCCCCAUUGUGCCGAGGCAUGCAACAAUUUAGGAGUAAUAUACAAAGAUAGAGACAACCUUGAUAAAGCUGUAGAGUGUUAUCAGUUGGCUUUGUCAAUCAAACCAAACUUCUCUCAGUCAUUGAACAACCUAGGUGUUGUCUACACAGUUCAGGGUAAAAUGGAUGCUGCUGCUAGCAUGAUCGAGAAAGCUAUCAUUGCCAAUCCCACAUAUGCUGAAGCAUAUAAUAACUUAGGGGUUCUUUACAGAGAUGCUGGCAAUAUAUCCAUGGCAAUUACAGCUUAUGAGCAAUGCCUUAAGAUAGAUCCCGAUUCUCGUAAUGCUGGGCAGAAUCGUCUAUUGGCAAUGAACUACAUAAAUGAAGGAGAUGAUGAUAAACUUUUUGAGGCUCACAGGGACUGGGGAAGGCGAUUUAUGAGGUUAUAUCCACAAUGCAAUUCAUGGGACAACCCAAAAGAUCCAGAACGACCUCUUGUGAUUGGAUAUAUUUCACCAGAUUAUUUUACUCAUUCUGUGUCUUAUUUCAUUGAAGCACCUCUUAUUUAUCAUGACUAUGGGAACUACCAGGUGGUUGUUUAUUCAGCAGUAGUGAAGGCUGAUGCAAAGACUAAUAGAUUUAGGGAAAAAGUCAUGAAAAAGGGUGGGGUAUGGAGAGAUAUAUAUGGUAUUGAUGAAAAGAAGGUUGCAAGCAUGGUUAGAGAUGAUAAAAUUGACAUCUUAGUAGAGCUUACUGGUCAUACAGCCAACAACAAAUUGGGAACAAUGGCAUGUCGACCAGCUCCUGUUCAGGUAACUUGGAUUGGUUAUCCCAAUACUACUGGUUUGCCCACCAUUGAUUACCGAAUCACUGAUUCAUUUGCAGAUCCUCCUGAUACAAAGCAGAAGCAUGUUGAAGAGUUAGUUCGACUACCAGAAUGCUUCCUUUGUUAUACUCCUUCCCCAGAGGCUGGACCUGUUUCACCAACUCCUGCUCUUUCCAAUGGGUUCAUUACAUUUGGUAGCUUUAAUAAUCUGGCAAAGAUAACACCCAAGGUAUUGCAAGUUUGGGCAAGGAUAUUAUGUGCUGUUCCAAACUCCCGUCUAGUGGUAAAAUGCAAGCCAUUUUGUUGUGACAGUGUUAGGCAGAAAUUUCUUACGACACUAGAGCAGCUGGGUUUAGAAUCACUCCGUGUUGAUCUUCUCCCUCUAAUUCUUCUUAAUCAUGACCAUAUGCAAGCUUAUUCUCUGAUGGACAUCAGUUUGGACACUUUUCCAUAUGCUGGAACAACGACAACUUGUGAGUCUCUAUACAUGGGAGUGCCAUGUGUUACCAUGGCUGGUUCGGUACAUGCUCACAAUGUUGGUGUUAGUCUUCUCAGCAAAGUUGGGUUACGACAUCUGAUAGCCAAAAAUGAAGAUGAAUAUGUCCAGUUGGCACUACAACUGGCCUCAGAUGUCACUGCACUCCAGAACCUGAGAACAAGUCUUCGAGACCUCAUGUCUAAAUCACCUGUCUGUGAUGGAAAGAACUUUAUCACUGGUUUGGAGGCAACUUAUCGAAACAUGUGGCGUAGGUACUGUAAGGGAGACGUCCCAUCUUUGCGUAAUAUGGAAAUGCUACAAAAACAAGGUGCUCCUGAAGAGCUAACUUUAAAAACUUUCGAACAAGAAAGGAUCACAAUCUCAAGAGACACCUCCCCUGGAUCAGUCAAGUCUAAUGGAUUUAAUCAAGUUCCAUUGCCUAUGCUGAAUCUCACUACUUCUGAAGAGAAUGGAAGUCAUUUGAACCAGACUACAAAUUGAGGCAAGCUGAGCUGACUUCUAAAUUUUUGGUGCUAUGCUGAACUUUGGUGGUUUAUUGAACUGGGAAAUGAAGUCAUUACCUUUUUGGGGGACAAUCCUCCUGUUAGAUACAACUAUUAUGAUCAUAUCCGCAUGAAUUGAGGCUGUUCGAUAACUAUGGUCGCGACUGCAUAUUACCUUAAAUAGUAUUCCAAUUUUUUGGGAGAAAGAAUGCUGGUGGAAGUCGGUAAAAUAUGACUUUAUCGGAUCCUUUCAGAAGAAUAGCGGAUUUGGAAGAGAUGAUGCUAUUGGCUACUGGUAUAGAUAUACCUGAAUUGCUGUCGCAUGCACCCCCCCCCCCCCCCCCCCCCCCCAACUCUGAAGUAGAGUAACUGUUGAAAUUUAGCCCUGGUUUGUAUAUUAUGAGGGCAGUUUUUGUUUUGUUUUAGCAUGGCUUGUGUUUUAGUGGUUCUGAUUGUGGCAUUGUUAGUUUGCUUGCUGGAAGGUGGCUAUAUAUUCUAGUUUCAUGUAUUAAUGUCAUCCUAUAAACUCACAAAAUUUGAUGAAAUAGAACAACCUAAUCUUUAGGCAUUUAUGUGAUUCUUAUAUCAAUGUCACCUGCACAGAGGAUGCAAGUGAUCUUGUGCAUGUAAUGUUUCUUCCUGCUGAUUUAUUAAAUAAAGCCUCAAUUUUUCUCUUGCAAGUGCAAUUGCCCCUGCUUUCUUUUCAGAAUACAUCAUCAAAAAAAC
Molecule: messenger RNA, 4073 nt
Organism: Durio zibethinus
Lineage: Eukaryota; Viridiplantae; Streptophyta; Magnoliopsida; Malvales; Malvaceae
Product: putative UDP-N-acetylglucosamine--peptide N-acetylglucosaminyltransferase SPINDLY
Molecular function (GO): protein binding
Source: RefSeq, a predicted model, not a curated record